CAUCCUAACACACAAUUUGGAUUUUACUGUCUUGGUGUUUUAUCAUCUGACGGUUAUUGUAAACCAUUUGAUCAGGACGGUACUGGGUAUAUGCGUAGUGACACGACUGCCGUAAUAUAUCUGCAAAAAGCAAAGGAUGCAAGACGAAGAUAUGCAACCUUGGUACACAGUAAAAACAAUUGCGACGGCUUUACACAAGAAGGUAUUACUUAUCCGUCGACUGAAAAACAAACACUAUUGUUGAAAGAAUUUUAUGAGGAAUGCGGCAUUUCACCCGCUGAAUUAUCUUAUAUGGAGGCACAUGCAACUGGCACCAUAGUCGGUGAUCCCGUAGAAGUCACCGCCAUUGAUCAAGCUUUAUGCUCUAAAAGAGAAGCUACUCUAUUAAUGGGCUCGGUAAAAUCAAACCUUGGACAUUCUGAAGGAGCUAGUGGUUUUUGCCAAAUUGCAAAGGUAUUGUUGGCGAUGGAAAGUGGUAUAAUUACACCUACUAUACAUUUUAAACAACCACGAAAAAAUCUGACGGCCAUUCUCGAAGGAAGAAUAAAGGUUGUCACUGAAUUAACCAAAUGGAAAGGUGGUUAUGUUGGUAUUAAUUCCUUUGGAUUUGGCGGUGGCAAUUGCCAUAUAUUACUGAAGUCAAAUCCUAAACAAAAAGUUAAUAAUGGAGCGCCGAACGAUGACUUACCUAGACUUGUAAUCGUGUCAGGACGCACGGAAGAAGCGGUUAAAGUCAUUUUAGAUGAUGUACGAUGUCGACCUAUAGAUGCAGAGUAUAUAACACUACUGCAUCACAUUCAUAGCCAUGUUGUUAACGAAAAGAAUUUAUUUCCGGCAGCAGGAUAUCUUUACUUUAUCUGGCAAAUGAUUGCAUCGUUAAAAAAACAAGAAUAUCUCAGUACACCAGUUGUAUUUGAAGACGUUAACUUCAUUCGUGCUGUGGUGCUAUCACAACAAAAUGAAACCAACCUAACUCUAGUGAUCCAAGAAGGUAGUAAUAGAUUUGAAAUAAUUGAAGGAGAUAAUACAGUUGUUACCGGAAUAGUACGAAUUGCGACCAACAUUGAAGAUGAAAAAAUAUCUGUUGAUCAUUUCGCUGAAUGUGUUAAUGAAAAAGAAGAAAUGACUACAAAAGAUAUCUACAAGGAACUGAAGCUUCGCGGUUAUCAAUACACUGGCAUAUUUCGUGGAUUAAUAAGCGCAUCGACUAUGGGAUUAAACGGUCACAUUGCUUGGGCAUGUAAUUGGGUGACAUUUAUGGAUAGUAUGUUACAGAUAAUGAUUUUAGGACAAAAUUCAAGGAAUCUGUUGGUUCCAACAAGAAUCCGGAAAUUGAUAAUCGACCCGAAAUAUCACAUACAGUUGAUUGAAAAUUGUCCAAUUGAAGAAAGGC
This is a messenger RNA of Vollenhovia emeryi, 1393 nucleotides long. Its product is annotated as fatty acid synthase-like. The annotation marks the transcript as partial. Gene Ontology annotation, molecular function: fatty acid synthase activity. Lineage: Eukaryota; Metazoa; Arthropoda; Insecta; Hymenoptera; Formicidae. Gene Ontology annotation, biological process: fatty acid biosynthetic process. The record is from RefSeq and is a predicted model, not a curated record. The transcript has 6 exons.